This is a messenger RNA of Cylicostephanus goldi, 432 nucleotides long. The record is from the annotation of a GenBank genome assembly. Lineage: Eukaryota; Metazoa; Nematoda; Chromadorea; Rhabditida; Strongylidae.
AUGCUACGUUCUCAGAAGAGAUACGAACAACGAAAGUCUCAAGAGUGUCUACAGAAACGAAUACCCGACUAUUCAUGGUUGAUUAGUGAGAAUUCACAGAAACCGAAGAAGUAUCUAACAAUGAAUGAACGAGCUCGUCUUACCCGAGCUUGCGAACGUCUUCGUGCUAACGAAUGGUCAAAGCUCAUCAAUCUUUGGAAAGCGAGGUCCAAAAAUGCUUCCUCACGCGAACACAUUUUCGACAGUUUCAUCUCGUCCGUUCAUGAAGUAAUCCUAUCAAGACCGCGUCCACCAAGUGUAGGUGAUGUCCUGAGAAAAUACAUGCGAAGUGCAAGCAGCGUCAAUGCGGUAGCGGAUUCGCCACGCAGUCAAAUCGACUCACCGCGUUCUUUGGCUAACUUCUCCUUCCGUGAGCUGAACGAGAUUGUCUAA